Molecule: messenger RNA, 3255 nt
Organism: Harmonia axyridis
Lineage: Eukaryota; Metazoa; Arthropoda; Insecta; Coleoptera; Coccinellidae
Exons: 8
Coding region: 216-2354 (712 amino acids)
Biological process (GO): intracellular signal transduction; phosphatidylinositol phosphate biosynthetic process
Cellular component (GO): phosphatidylinositol 3-kinase complex
Molecular function (GO): 1-phosphatidylinositol-3-kinase regulator activity
Source: RefSeq, a predicted model, not a curated record
GUCAACUGUCGUGAAUUGUCAACCUUAAAAGCUGUGCUGUGGCUUUUUGAUGUUUGGAUUUUUAUGAGAAAACUAUUUCAGAUCUAUUUUCAAUAGAUACGGUUUUAAUAACGGUUAAUUUAUCCCUAGGAACAAUCUCCCUUUUAGAUAUUGCAGGUUACUGUGCAUAUCUUCGAAUUAAUAUCAAAAUGAAUUGAAUCGGAGAUUUUUCGAUCAUGGAAUCUCCACCAAGUAGUUUUACUUGGUCUGAGGCUUUCAUAUUGAGUGAGGACAGUGGGCUGUUGCUUACAAAUAGCUCAAUAUCGAGCGGUAGUAUGAGUACAAGUAUGAAUGGUCAGAAUGGAGCAAGGCAAAAUGAGUUCCAGGACAGUGAUUGCGAAGACAAAUCUUUUUCACAAGAUGAUUCUCUAGAUGGUAUGUCAGAUAUUAUGUGUGGAGAAAAUUAUAAUACGUUAAAAAAAGGUGUUCAUUGGACUGAAUCAUUGAAACAAUCAUCACCAAUAGAACCUCCACUUGAAUUUCAGGAUAAACCUCAAACUUUUUUUAUGGAAAUUGCAAACUGGUAUGCACAUAGUAUGUCCAAUAAAAUUAUUUGUAUAGCCAUGAAUGAACUGAGGGAAAGCUAUCUGAGAAAGCUCAGGUUGUUCAACCACCUACAAAGGCCGAUACACUUUUCUACCCGUCAUUGUUGGAAUUCUGACUUUGUCACAUACAGUCCCUGCCAUUUAGGGAGACCAAAUUCCAGGAGUUCUUUAGGUUCUUCUCGGCUGUCCAGUUCGCACAAUUCUUUAUCGAUUCCCACAGCCCAUAAAGUUGAUGAUUCUAGUUUCAUUACACAGGCCGUAUCUCAUGACACCUUAUCGUCAAAUCAAAUCAGCGAUCUCUAUAAUGUACCGUUUGACAGUGACAUAUAUUCCCUGCCAAUAGAUGUUGUAAAGCCUACAGUGAAGCCACGAAAGAACGUCCAACAUAGGAAGAAACGAAGAAAUACUUCUUAUCAGUAUAGAGAGCUCGAAGUGAAAAACUAUUCAAAAAAGGAAUGUAUGAAGAUAGAGAAGGAGUCGAAUUUGAAUCAGAAAAGUAAGAAGCGACAUAGUUUAGCUGGUACAUCUACAGCAGAUGGCGAACCGAUCCAUAUGACGCUUGAGGAGGUACGUCACUACCUCCACACCUUGUAUUCAAGUUCUUCCGAUUCUUCAGACCACAAAGAGAGACUGACUAAAUCCCAACCUCCAAUAAUUUUAACGAAUAGCAAUAAGUAUCCGACAAAUACAAAAGUGAAAACAAUAUCUGUUAAGGAAUUACAAUGCAUAGAUAGUAGCGUUAUGAACGAUACUGGUAAUAAUAGUAAUAAUAGAGCUAAGAAAAAUACCUUCCUGAUUAACAUUAAGAACAAAAAAGUGAAAGAUUCCUGUGAUAAUAUUGGCAAAGAAUUAGUUAUAUCAAAUACAGUGGAUAAGAAGGAGGAGAAGAAGAAGAGAGCCAAUCCCAAGUUUUUCUCAUUCAAGCAAGCCUUAUGUAAUAUUUUUAAGUUUAGGAGGAUUUCAUCUGACCAUGGUGAUAAAAAGACCUACUGUAGCAAUGACAGUCUGCAGGGGGAGGGUCACAAUAUAGUUACUCGAGCUUUGCCACCUUUGCCUUCUAACAAACCGUCGGAGACCUUGGAUGAACAGCACACUCUUGAUUUCGCCACAAGCAUACAGAGAGUGAAAGAUUACGGAUGGUACUGGGGGCCCAUUUCAAGUGAGGCAGCCGAAAAGAUCCUAUCCAAUGAACCCGACGGCUCAUUCAUAGUGAGAGACAGCAGCGACGAUCAUUAUAUAUUCUCGUUGACUUUUAAGUUGAAUGAUUAUGUAAGACAUGUACGAAUAGACCAUGACCAGGGUAACUUCAGCUUUGGAAGUUGUACAAAGUUCAAAUCACAGACCAUUGUUGAGUUUAUCGAGAAUGCUGUUGAGCAUUCUCGUAGCGGAAGAUAUUUGUUUUUUUUGCAUCGGAGGCCUGUAAUAGGACCUGUGAGGGUGCAGUUACUACAUCCUGUGUCUAGGUUUAAGCAGAUCCAAAGUUUGCAACAUAUGUGCAGAUUUGUUAUACAUAAAGUGGUUAGAAGGGAUCUGAUUCCUGAUCUUCCCCUUCCUAGGAGGAUGAUUGACUAUUUGAAUACACCACAUUAUUACUCGGAAAAUUUGAUGGAUAUCGAAGAGAAUGUUGAAGAGCAACAAUCUGAACCUUUAAGCGAACAAUCAGUGCAGACAGAUGGGGCUACAAAUGAGCCUGGACUUCCUUCAAAUGACUAUGUUGUUUUAGAUAAUGACCUUGGGUCCAAUCCUCAGCAACCUAACCAUCGUCCUUGAGGGUACUGCAGUUUUUUGCCACCACUAUCAGUUUGGGCAUAUAGAGAGUACUUGUUGAGUGUUAUUGUUUCCUUUCAUUCAACAUAAAAAAAUCAAGAUAAAUUCUAUCUACGAGUAAAAAUUGAUGAUUUUCACCUUUGUAUAGCGAGAUAAUAACUUGAUACAGAGGCUAGGUGAUACUUCAGUAGCUUUAAAAGAAGGUUUGGAAAGAUUGAUUUAGGUCGCUCUGUAUGAGGGCUAUCUGGAAUUAGAUUUUUUAGACUAGCCUUUAUAGUAAGAAUAGACUUAAAUCACUAAGGUUAGGUUUAUGAGAUGUAUAUAGUUCUCUCUUUCGAAUUAUCUUGUUGGAAGAAUGAAAUCAAUUCAAAACUGCUUAUUGCAAUAUGUUAACAUCUAGUCUUCUUAUAUUUAGCCCUUAUAUUGUGUUGGAGAAAUUUUGGUAUUCCUUUCAUAUUAUUUAUUGCAUCAGAGGACCUUUAAGUGUACAAUAUUUUGGCUUGGAAAGAUUCAAUUAUUUAGAAGAGAAUUAUCUGAAUCAUUUUCUAUAAUACAGUUUAUAGUUUGGAAUAUCAUUUCCAAAUGUUUUGCUUUGCCAAUUAUGUUUAUUUUUAAUAUAGGUUGAAAUAAUAUUUGAGAAAAUAUCUUUGGGUUUCAUGUCUCUGUCCGAUUAGGUACUGUUUAAAGUAUUUCAAUUUGUUCAAAUUCUGAAUGAACUCAUUUGAUUGGUAAAAAUGAAUAAAUCUCAAAAUUUUUACAAGGUCAUCCGCCAAUCAACAAAUGAAAUUCGUUUAAGUUUCGAAUGAGGUGGUUUGCUUGGCUAAAAUGAAACACGCUUAAUCUUUUACAAGGCCAUCUGCUAUUCUACCAAUUCAUUCAAAUUUACGCUGAGCGUGUUUGAUUG